Messenger RNA from Neoarthrinium moseri, 273 nucleotides. RefSeq lists its product as uncharacterized. The transcript has a single exon. NCBI's taxonomy places the organism in Eukaryota, Fungi, Ascomycota, Sordariomycetes, Amphisphaeriales, Apiosporaceae. The record is from RefSeq and is a predicted model, not a curated record. Bases 1 to 273 code for a protein of 90 amino acids.
AUGCAGUUCAACCAGUUCCUUACCUUCGGCAUUGCCACCCUUCUCUCCGUCACGCCGACCCUGGCUUGCCAGUGUUUCGCGAACGGUGUCCCGGACAACGCCAGAACGCUGACCUGCUGCGGCGAGGUCAAUGGUAUCUCGCAACCUCCGGAUCAGUGCCAAGCUGCCUCCAUUUCCGAGAGCCUCCGCGAGUUCCGGAGCUGCUGCGGCGGCCAGUCUGACUGUGACUUCCCUGGCAGGCGCGACGGGGACGAAACCGCAUUCGUUGCGUAA